This is a messenger RNA of Lactuca virosa, 564 nucleotides long. The record is from the annotation of a GenBank genome assembly. NCBI's taxonomy places the organism in Eukaryota, Viridiplantae, Streptophyta, Magnoliopsida, Asterales, Asteraceae.
AUGAAUAAUUCCUAUGAACCACCUCCUACCAUGUCAUCGGGGGCUCUUAGGAGCUUGAAAACUGACUAUCCUGAAGAAGUUCAACCCACGGUGGCCGGUGUAUAUGGAACAGAGGCACCUGCUCCGAUCUAUCCCGCAGAAUUUAUCAGCUCUCAGCAGCAGAUCCAGGCAGUUGGUCAACGCGGGUUGGCGCCUUUUGAAGUUGUCAUCCAACCUCCACAAGAAGCAGCUGUACGUGUCCUGAUUCAGUCGAGUAAUCAACUUAGUGCAAAUGACAACCGUGAGUCGGUUGAAACCGAUGGCGCUGCCGCCGGUAGUCUUUCAGGCUUUGUGCACAAGAACAACUCUGCAUACGGCAUCGUCGUCGAUCCCUAUAGUAAUGGAGAAGGGCCGGGUUUCUCAGGCUUUGCUGAACGGGAAAGAUCCAACAACGGGACAUCCACUGUUAUUACGCAGGUUGAUACGAAUUACGGACACAGUAUGACUGGAAACAAUUUCAGGAAUGCAUACAAGCAACUUAAUUUGCUUUAUACUAAUGAUGAGCCCCUGGUUGAUGAUGAGUAA